Molecule: messenger RNA, 2500 nt
Organism: Chenopodium quinoa (quinoa)
Lineage: Eukaryota; Viridiplantae; Streptophyta; Magnoliopsida; Caryophyllales; Amaranthaceae
Product: MACPF domain-containing protein NSL1-like
Exons: 6
Coding region: 358-2175 (605 amino acids)
Biological process (GO): plant-type hypersensitive response; regulation of salicylic acid mediated signaling pathway
Cellular component (GO): plasma membrane
Source: RefSeq, a predicted model, not a curated record
AGAAAUAUUUUAAUUAUUAAAAAAAAAAGAAAUACUAAUUCAAAUGAUUGACCCAUACAUAUAAAAGUAGUUUACACUUCACUAUUCAACCUAACAAAACAGAAUUUCAAACCUUAAUCAAACAUUUUCAGUCAAAACAGAGGAACCUGCAUCGAACCUACGCUUCCACCCAAAACACGCAUCACCCUGACUAUUCAACACUCACCCUUUUCUUUCUUUCUCUCUCUCUCCUCCUUAGUCUUUUUGUGUGCUUUAAUAAUCACUCGAAUUCACACCGUUCUAACAACCCUUUUAUAGUUGCAAACAGAAUUUUCAUUGAACAAUUAUUAGUGUUUAGAUUAUAGAGAAAAUAAAAACAUGGGUAGUAUGAGAAAUAUGGACCCUCAAUCAAUAGCCGAGAGGGCGGUUCGAGUAAUUGGGUACGGGUAUGAUCUUACUGCGGAUCUCCGAUUAACUUCGUGUAAAGCUGGGCCUUCUGAUUCAAGAUUGAUUGAAAUUGAUCAUAGUUUGACUAGAGAUUUGAUUUUGCCUGGUGGAAUUGUUGUGCCUAAUGUUCCGUCUUCUAUUAAGUCUGAUAAGGGCGAGCGUACUCGAUUUCGGUCCGAUGUCCUGUCUUUUAAUCAGAUGUCAGAGCGCUUCAACCAAGACCAUUCAUUAUCUGGUAAAAUCCCCUCAGGCCAUUUCAAUGUAAUGUUCAGCUUCAAAGGCUGCUGGCAGAAGGAUGCAGGUGUAACAAAAACCCUUGCCUAUGACGGUUGUUUCAUCACUCUCUACACUAUUGAGCUGGGAAAGUCCCAUAUAACACUUUCGGAGGAUAUUAAACGUGAAGUACCUUUGUCCUGGGAUCCUGCUGCUCUUGCCGCGUUUAUUGAAAAAUAUGGUACUCAUAUCGUUGUUGGGGUAAAGAUGGGAGGUAAAGAUGUAAUACACAUCAAGCAGCAAAAAAGCUCAACCCUUGAACCAGCUGAGGUGCAGAAUGUACUCAAGAAGCUUGCUGAUGAAAGGUUUUCUGAAGAUUUACAGAGCCCUGGAGCACAUGGAAAGCCGAAGGACAAAAUCCGGACUAACUGGCAGCUCCAAGCAUCUUUGGCUCAAUCAUUUCGACCUUCUGUUACUUCUUAUUCAAAGAACGACGAUCUUCUGAGUAUUGCAGUUCGUAGGGGAGGUAUUGACAUCGGAAAUCACAAACAGUGGCUUUCAACUAUAGCCGAGUCACCAAAUGUCAUAUCCAUGUCAUUUGUGCCCAUAACCUCACUGUUAUCUGGAGUCCAGGGCUGUGGUUUUCUCAGUCAUGCUGUAAAUCUGUAUCUUAGAUAUAAGCCACCUAUUGAUGACCUUGCUGAAUUUCUUGAGUACCAGUUGCCUCGGCAGUGGGCUCCCGCAUAUGGUGAUCUUCCAUUAAGUCUUAGACGAAAGAAAGAUGCAUCUCCGUCAUUGCCUUAUGCAUUAAUGGGUCCUAAGCUUUAUGUCAAUGUUGUGCCAGUGGACACUGGAAAUAGACCUGUUACUGGAAUACGGCUUUUCCUGGAAGGUAAGAAGAGUGACCGUCUUGCAAUCCAUCUCCAGCAUCUUUCAGCUCUUCCAAAGAUCAUCCAACUUUCUGAUGAUCACAGCAGCCAACAUAGUGAUCAACAUCUAGAAAAAGACUACAUAGAACCUAUCAAGUGGAGCAUGUUUUCCCAUGUUUACACUGCCCCAGUUGAGCAUAAUCGUUUAUCUACUGAUGAUACUGCCCCAAUCGUAACAAGGGCAUGGUUUGAGGUCAAAACCGUUGGCAUGAAAAAGGUUCUAUUUUUGAGGCUUGGAUUUUCCAUGGUGGCCUCUGCAAAAUUUCGCAGAUCAGAAUGGGAUGAAUCAACUACCUUGUCUCGGAAAUCAGGGAUGUUCUCAAAGAUCAGUGGACGAUUUAGUGGAGGAUUAACCUCACAACCAGAACCCCAGAAGCCGGAUAUAAACUCAGGCCUCUAUCCUGGUGGCCCUCCUGCUCCUGGUUCGACACCAAAGCUGUCAAGUAUUGUUGAUUCCAAGGAAAUGGUAAGAGGCCCAGAAGACCAUCCUGGAUAUUGGGCGGUCACCGGAGCAAAGCUGUGUAUGCAAGGUGGGAAGAUCAGCAUGAAAGCUAAGUUUUCGUUGUUGACCAUGAUUACAGAUUCAGAGGAUUCAAUGUCUAUGUAAAUUAUGUCUUACAUUAGUCAGAGAUUUUUUUUUUUUUUGUAAGUAAAUACUGUAGAUUCAUAUACUGGUAGUUGUUUUCAUUAGGUUCCUGAAAUUUUUUUGUGGCCAACUGUCCUUCAGGAGCAGGUUGACUAAAAAAAAAAAAAAAAAAAACCUGUCCUCCUACAGUAUGUUGUGUGUUGGCCUAUUCUUUUUCCCUUUAUUUUUUUCAAUAUUUGUGUGUUUGUGGUGGGAGGGUACUGCCCAACACCUCUGUAUUAUAUCAGGUUAUCAAGGUGCAGACUACAUCAUGUUUUGUAAAUAAAUAUUUUCAUUCAAUGCGCCA